CUAGAAUGAAUCUACUCAUUGUCCCCCUGCCUUCAUCGAGUGCCUCUGCACCGUCCAGUACCUACUCCGAGCGUGGACGGACCAAACACUACAACUAUUCAUCAUCGCCAUCAUCAUCACCAUCCACCGCAAAAGGUAUCCAUCCCGACUCGCACUCCAGGCUGCUCUCAAUUCGAGCAACGGGUUCCAGUUGCCCCGCCAUCGCUACCUCCCGUUCAAUGCACUGUAGAGUAGCAUGGCUCACCUCCAACAGGACGAGAACCCCCCGGACGCGGUGCCCGUGCCCGCGUCCGGGGAAUUGACCCACGGCGGCUACAGCAUCGCCAACGAGACAUCGCAGGAUAUUGACGGCACCGCCAAUGAAAAGACCUCUCAGGAUAUUGAAGGCACCGCCAGUGAAAAGACCUCGCAGGGUAUUGAAGGUAUCGCCAACGAGAAGACAUCGCAGGAUAUUGAAAUGUCACUGGGCCAGGCCUCGCCGGCGUCUGAGCAGCAGCAGCUCCCAGCGGCGCCACCCGUGACGAUGAGCUUCCCGGACGGCGGCUGGGAGGCCUGGUCCGUCGUCGUCGGUAGCACCCUCGUCUUCACCGCCGGCGUCGGCUACAUCAACUCUUUCAGCGUGUUCCAGUCGUACUAUUCGCGUGUCGUGCUCGUCGGCCACAGCCAGGACGCCAUCGCGUGGAUCGGCAGCAUACAGCUCUGGGGCGCCUUUGGGUUCGGUAUCCCCGCCGGCCUGCUGCUUGACCUUUACGGGCCCAAGGUCCCACUCCUUGCUUCGGCCUUCUUUAUCGUCUUUGGAACCAUGAUGUCCUCCAUCAGUACCAAGUACUGGCACUUCCUUCUUUCGCAAGGGCUCUGCAGCGCUUUUGGCUUCGGCUUGUCGUUCACGCCAGCGCUGGCGGCGCCGCAGCAGUGGUUCCUAAAGCAGCGCGCACUCGCGACGGGCCUCGCAGUCAGCGGGACGUCGUUGGGGGGGAUCAUCUGGCCCGUGCUGAUCAACCGGCUACUCAACUACGACGGCGUGGGUCUUGGCUGGACCCUGCGCACCGUUGGCUUCCUCCAGCUCGCCAUCAUGCUCGUCGCGGCGUGUAUGAUCAAAACGCGCGUCCCGCGCCGCCAGUCCAAGGGUCUUCCCCUCGGCAUGUGGUUCCGCCAGUCGUCCAUGGUCGUCCUCGCUUUCGGCCUGACGGUCCUUUUCUUUGCGCUGUACGUUCCCUACUUUUACAUCACCCCGUACGCCAUGCGCUGGGGUGCAUCCGCCCAGGCCGCCUUCUACUAUCCUUCUAUCAUGAACGGCGUCUCAUUCUUUGGCCGCUUCUUCUGCGGCAUCAUCGCCGACCGCUAUCUCGGACACUACAACACGUUGAUCCUCGUCAUCCUCAUCACCGGCAUCAUCAGCCUGUGCUGGAUUCCAGCCCACGACAAUGCCGGCAACAUUGUCUGGAGCUGCUUCUACGGCUUCUUCAGCGGUGCGCUGCAGUCACUCUUCACCCCCGUCGCUGCCAAGCUCGCGCCGUCUCCGCAGCUCAUCUCCGCCUGGGUCGGCAUCGGCGUGACGAUCAUCGCAUUCGGCGCACUCGGCUCGCAACCGGUCGCCGGCCGUUUGCUCGAUAGUCACAACGACACCAACUACGUGCCCAUGCAGGUGUAUACUGGCGUCAUGAUCCUCAGCUCCGCCUUACCCGUCACCGUGUCUCGGCUGCUGCAUAACAGAACCGCCCUGAAGCUCUAGUCCCUGAAUUUAUAGUUACGUGUAUUUAUGCUUGAAUUUUGCUCGCAUGCCCCC
Messenger RNA from Tilletiaria anomala UBC 951, 1786 nucleotides. Its product is annotated as MFS general substrate transporter. Lineage: Eukaryota; Fungi; Basidiomycota; Exobasidiomycetes; Georgefischeriales; Tilletiariaceae. Gene Ontology annotation, biological process: transmembrane transport. Bases 236 to 1732 code for a protein of 498 amino acids. The record is from RefSeq and is a predicted model, not a curated record. Gene Ontology annotation, molecular function: transmembrane transporter activity. The transcript has 6 exons. Gene Ontology annotation, cellular component: fungal-type vacuole membrane.